Sphenostylis stenocarpa is the source of this 1008-nucleotide messenger RNA. The record is from the annotation of a GenBank genome assembly. Lineage: Eukaryota; Viridiplantae; Streptophyta; Magnoliopsida; Fabales; Fabaceae.
AUGGCCAUUACAGUUGAAAUUAAACAUGUUAUUGCUGUUUGUGUUAGCUUGUGGACAUGUGCAUACCCAGCCAUGUGCCGAACGUUGCAUGAAUCUUCUGUUGCUAAAGCACACCAUGACCAAUGGAUGAUCCAAUACGGUCGCUCCUAUGCUAACGAUGCAGAGAAGGAGAAGCGGUUCGGAAUAUUUAAGGAGAACUUGGAAUACAUAGAGAAGUUCAACAAUGCUUGGAAUAUGAGUUAUACGUUGGGUCUGAAUAAAUUUUCUGAUUUAACUGAAGAAGAGUUUAUGGCUUCUCACACCGGACUCAACAUUGGUUCAAGCCUAGGAUCAGACUCGGUUGCAGCACCCUUGAAUUCGAUUGAUUUUCAAACGAGCUUGGACUGGAGAGAGGAAGGAGCUGUAACUGGUGUUAAGGACCAAGGUCAAUGUGGAAGCUGUUGGGCAUUUUCAGCUGUGGCAGCUGUAGAAGGCAUUUACCAAAUAAGAACAAACCAAUUGGUGUCAUUGUCAGAGCAAAACCUAAUGGACUGUGAAAGUAAUAACGAGGGGUGUGGUGGAGGAGGUAACGAGGAAGACGCCUUCAGGUACAUAGCAAUGCACGGUAUCGCUUCGGAAAGCGAUUACCCAUACAAAGGUUUUGAUGGAACAUGCCGUAUGAUACAGCCUGCAGUUCAAAUAAGAGGUUUUCGACUAGUAGUUGGAGCAAGUGAAGAGCAACUGCUACAAGCUGUUUCCAUGCAACCAAUGUCAGUUUCCAUUGCUCCCGGUCGUGACUUUUACUUAUACAAUGGAGGUGUAUUUGAUGGACCAUGUGGCACUGAACUCAACCAUGCGGUUACUAUAAUUGGUUAUGGCACCACCGAAGACGGCAAAAAGUACUGGUUGAUCAAGAAUUCAUGGGGCCUGAGUUGGGGAGAGAAUGGCUACAUGAGGUUGCUCAGGGAAAGUGGUCAGCGUGGUGGUGUUUGUCUCGUCGCUGCGAGAGUUUCUUAUCCAAUUAUGUAG